GUCUAGGGGGACCAUGGAAACAAAAACAGGGAUCCUGCGUUGACAAUAAGUGCACUUUAGAACAUGGAUCCCCCAUCAGUUUCUUGUAUCUGUGAGCUCUGCGACUGUGGGAAACACAAACACCACAAGGGAUGCACAAGACAGCAUCAUGUUCGGCGCAGAGUGACUGAUGGCAACUGUUUUGUCUCCCACUAUAAGGCCACGUUCAACGCCCCAAGAAAUGCGGCUCCUAGGAGCAGUAAAAGGCCCCCCCACACUCCGUUACUACGUCACCUGCCUCCCAUGAACAUGGCUACCACACAGAGGACUGAAUUCAUACCAAGGUCACUUGAAGGAAGGCCUAAGCCAUGUAUUCCUCCUGAGAGUUAUUACCUGGGCCCAGAGAAGCCGCUGCUUAACCAGACUGUUUAUGGGCUGGACUAUCCUCCUAAAGAUGCAGAAAGAAUUAAGCCUACAAGGCCUCCGGACAACCUGCGCCCUUUGCCUCCAUCAGGGACUCACCACAGUACAACCAACAGGGAGCUUUACAGACAGUGGUACACAGAGCGCCAACCACAAUAUGGAGAAUUGCCGGCUCUUGCAGGAGCUCUCCUAUUCCCCGGUGAUGUGUGUGACAUGAGAACAACGACCCAGGACCAUUUUGUAGAGAAGAAGAUAAAGAGAGUGGAGCCAGUGAGAGCAUCUAAAGAUCACCUGACUAUUGAAGGUGAACAUUAUAUGACGACAACAACCAAGUCUACUUUCCAUCCUCUGCCUUUGGAAAAAGUAAAAGAAACCAUGCAACCUGCUCCGAAAAAGGUCAUCAAACGCCCACCAGUGAAGCUGACAACCAAGUAUCAAAGUGAUUUCUCCAUCUGCUACCCCAUAGAGCCAAACAGACCAGCUCCACCGCCCACUGACAACCUGGCAGUAAACCCACAUUGCAGCAAUGACUUUCAGACUGUUCAGAGAGAGACGUUCCCUGGCUGGGAUCCUUUGCUGCACCCUCGACCUGAGCCAGCCCAUUUAAAGGAGGAGCUUACUUCCAUGGAUAGGGAGCGGGGAGGACAAGUAGAUGGGAAUACAGUCACAAAGUUGUCAUUUCUGCCACCUGAGCCACAGUCCUUGGAGCCAGUCAGGCGACCACGGUCAGUCCUCCGACCACUAAAUGCCAGGUUUGAUGGUACCACCCACAGUAGAAGUGUGUUCAAGGACUGGGGCGUUCAACCACGACUGCGGUGCGGAGAUCCCAUGGAUGGUGUCUCACUGAGACCUCUGGUGAAGCUUGACAGUGAGACCACAACAGGGACAACAUUCAUACAGAAAAAGGGAGAAUUGGUGAGGACCUGCAAGCCUGCGAAGGACAACUUAGAGCUAACGGGAGAUAGGGACUUCUCUACCAUCCACAAAGAGACAUACAGGACGCCAGCGCUGCCUCCGUGUCGCAUGCAGCUGUACCUUCAGCAGCAGAUGGGGCACAAGUCCUCACAGCUCCAAGAAAGCCAAUGAGGAAAGUAGCAAGCAGACAGACAAUCUGAUCAGAUGGCAUCUUAUUGGUCUUCCUGCAAUCAGUACUUCCGGGAAACCAUUGUCUAUCCACGACUUCCUCAUAUAAAUGGCAUACAGGAUCUGGGAAAUCUCCACGCAUAAGCCAGUGGUUAUUAACACCAAUAAUGAGUACAAGAGGUCAUUUCCGUUAUAAUGUAACAGCAGAUUUUAUAGUACAUCCCUACAAACCACAUAUACUGUAUUAUAUAAAAAGGUAUGUAUGUACACUAUACACACACAUAUACCAGGUCAACUUAGUUUGCCCCCCCCCCCCAUACUCUGUCCCACACUGCACCCUGCUGAUUUUCCCUCUCCAUACUCACCCUGUUCCCGGCAGUCUGUCCUCCUUUUCUAGGGCUGUCUUGCCUCCCUAGAGCAGUGGGAACCAUUAGGGCCUGUGCAACUGGCUUUGACCGCGUGCAUUCAAGAGACAGACCAGACCUUGUGAAAUUAUUGUACCGAUACAAGGGGUGUGCAGUCAGUGCAGGCAAUGUUAUUUUCUGCCCAGACCACAUUGUGAUUUUACCAGAAGAUACAAGUGGUCCAAAGAACGUUAUACUCCUACCCUAUGAAUUUUCUGUGAAAUAUUGUCUCCAUCUAUUUUGCAUACGUGAUUUUGAUAUUACCCUGAAGAAGUUCCAUUUAAGGGACAAAACGCGUAGGGUGUCCAAUGCCAUAUUCAUUCACCAUUUACGAGGUCCCUGUUAUUUAAGCUCACACCCUGAAAAGGUGCUGGUAGGAAGCGCCAACAUCUCUCCUGUAUUGGCAAUGGAUAAUAUGACACCUCUUUAAUGCAAUGUAAGCCAUUUUAUAAUUGUAUACAUUUUUAUCAAGAAUAAAACUAAUCUGAUAUCUACUAACAA
Messenger RNA from Pseudophryne corroboree (corroboree frog), 2390 nucleotides. Its product is annotated as stabilizer of axonemal microtubules 1-like. The transcript has 10 exons. Lineage: Eukaryota; Metazoa; Chordata; Amphibia; Anura; Myobatrachidae. Gene Ontology annotation, cellular component: cytoskeleton. Bases 64 to 1488 code for a protein of 474 amino acids. Gene Ontology annotation, molecular function: microtubule binding. The record is from RefSeq and is a predicted model, not a curated record.